Molecule: messenger RNA, 1668 nt
Organism: Geosmithia morbida
Lineage: Eukaryota; Fungi; Ascomycota; Sordariomycetes; Hypocreales; Bionectriaceae
Product: IBR protein
Exons: 4
Coding region: 1-1668 (555 amino acids)
Biological process (GO): ubiquitin-dependent protein catabolic process; positive regulation of proteasomal ubiquitin-dependent protein catabolic process; protein polyubiquitination
Cellular component (GO): ubiquitin ligase complex; cytoplasm
Molecular function (GO): ubiquitin conjugating enzyme binding; ubiquitin protein ligase activity; zinc ion binding
Source: RefSeq, a predicted model, not a curated record
AUGCUGAUUCCGGAUAGGUACAUGUCCUUUGCCGGAGGUCUGUUGCUGCUUGACAAUGCCCGAGUGGUGUGGUUGGGCUCGCCGCGAGGCAAAGGUGAAUAUAUGAACAAAUCAGACAUCCUGAUGCAUCUCAUCCUCGACUUGCAGCUCUCCGACAUUCAACGCCUGUCGAGUAGUAGUACGCAGCUAGAGUACCGUGAGCUCCAGGAUGCAGAGCUCGCGGCGGAGAUCUACCGAGAGGAGCUCCAGGCUCUGGCACAGUUCAGCCUCGCACAUUCCCUGGACCUCAGCGCCGGGUCGGCUGCAGCUCUUGACGCCCACACGACCUCGUUCCAGCCUCAGGUCCAAGGGCUGGGUUCACUGGGUGGUCACCAGGACGGCAGCAUCGACAGAAGACAGUUCCAGACAUCCGCCACGCUUGUCAACCACUACAACAACAACAACGGCAACAGCAACAGCAACAGCAACAGCAACAACAGCAACGACGACGACGAUGACGACGACGACGACGACGACGACAGCUCCCGGCAGAUCAGCUAUACAACAUGUACCUGUGUCAACGCUACUACCGAGGAAAAGUUGUCGCAGGGGUUUCGCAGGUUGGCCGCGCAGUGGCCCCUUUUGCGAACUGCGGCCGACAAAGAAAGAUCCAUUGUCAUGAACGAGACCAGGGCAGAACGCACCCAGGCAUGCGAAGAGACCCUGUUCCGCGCGGCAUUGGCUGCUUCAUGUAUCCGGGCAAGGACCAGCAACGAAGUUGAAUCCAGCGAGAGAGCGGAGGGGGAGGAUUCCCAGCAGGAAUACUGUCAGGCGGUAGACGACCUGAUGGAGUUCGUGCGUUGGAGAUACGCCGAACCCCACUCGGAACUAGAAGACGAAGACCACCUCAGAUUCUACCAGGCCGUAACUGUGGUUAUGGAGGCCGGUCUGUCAAGGUGGGAAGCCUCCAGGGCAAAGGACGAGUUCGUGGAUCUGGACCCGGACAUGGACGAGGUUUACCAGCUGCGGUGGCACAGGAAGAUGGUCCGCAUCCUAAAGAAUGAGGCAGAGGUCAAAGAGACGAAAGAGGAAGAGCGGGCAUGCAUCGCCUGUGGCGAUUCCAUGCUGCGGCUCCUCUCGGCGACGAGCCACUGCUUCCCGUGCGGACACUACUACUGCAACGAAUGCCUCGCUCGUCUGUUCAGGGCGGCCACGGUCGACGAGUCGCUAUACCCCCCCAGGUGCUGUGGAAAGGACCUCCCGCUGAGGCAGGCUCAGCCCCGGCUACCGUCAAGGCUCAUCUCCGACUUCUCCAGCAAGCAGAUCGAGUACCAGACGGAGAAUCGGACCUACUGCCACAUGUCGCAGUGCUCGACCUUCAUCCCUCCCGCGAGCAUCGAGGACAGCGACGUUGCCGAGUGCCCCCGAUGCCGGGAAACCACCUGUACCAUCUGUAAGGGGAAGUCCCACCAGGGGGACUGCCCAGAGGAUACGACGACUCACGAGUUUCUGGGUAUCGCGCAGGGGAAUGGCUGGCAGCGCUGCUACAACUGUCGCCUUGUUGUUGAGCUGGAGACCGGCUGCAAUCACAUGACCUGCAGAUGCGGAGCCCAGUUCUGCUACGUCUGCGGCACCCCGUGGAAGGAAUGUCCGUGUCCUCAGUUCUACGAGGACCAGCUUUUACAGUGA